ACAACUCACAUGUGGCCUAGAAGGCGCUGUUGCGGUGCUAGCAACAACCGGGUAAUGUGGAGCUGACUUCCCUGCAAAAUCACCAUAUUAAUAAAGAUAUUGAACAGCUUCAGGCAUUUUGUUCAGAGCUAUACCUGAGCCGGCAUGCCUCCGAAGAAACCCGCCCCGCCCGGGGGUAAUAAAAAAACUCAGGAGAAGAAAAAGGAAAAGAUUAUUGAGGAUAAGACAUUUGGCUUAAAGAACAAAAAAGGGGCCAAGCAGCAGAAGUACAUCAAGAAUGUUACUCAGCAAGUCAAAUAUGGACAACAAAGUGCCAGACAGAUUGCCCAGGCUGAGGCAGAAAAGACCACCAAGAAGAAUGAUAAGAAGAAAGAGCUGGAUGAACUCAAUGAGCUUUUUAAACCUGUAGUUGCUGCUCAGAAAGUCAGCAAAGGUGUUGAUCCAAAGUCAGUGCUGUGUGCGUUCUUUAAGCAGGGUCAGUGUACUAAAGGAGACAAGUGCAAGUUCAGCCAUGAUCUAUCCAUGGAGAGGAAAUGUGAAAAGAGAAGCGUCUAUGUGGACGAAAGAGAUGAAGACCUGGAGAAAGACACUAUGGAGAACUGGGAUGAGAAGAAACUAGAGGAAGUCGUCAACAAAAAACACGGAGAAGCUGAGAAGAAGAAAGCCAAAACACAAAUCGUGUGUAAGUACUUCUUGGAGGCCAUAGAAAACAAUAAGUACGGCUGGUUCUGGGUGUGUCCCGCAGGGGGCGACAGUUGUAUGUACCGGCAUGCUCUGCCUCCCGGUUUUGUACUGAAAAAAGACAAAAAGAAGGAGGAGACAGAGGAAGAGAUCUCGUUGGAGGAACUUGUAGAGAGUGAGCGUGCAGCUCUGGGUGCAAAUGUCACUCGGAUAACUCUGGAGACUUUCCUGGCUUGGAAGAAAAGGAAAAGGCAGGAGAAGGUGGACAAAGCAAGGGAGGAACUGGAGAAGAAGAAGGCUGAUUUUAAGGCUGGCAAAUCUCUGGUGGUGAGCGGCCGUGAGGUGUUCGAAUUCCGCCCAGAGCUGGUUGACGACGACGACGAUGAAGCUGACGACACUAGAUACGCCGACGAAGAAGAAGAGGAGGAGGAAGAGGAACAGCUGAACGGAGCUUGUGGUGGCGCCGAGGCCAACGGGCUUUCAGAGGAAGAGGGCGGAGGGGAGGACGGAGGAGGGGAGGAUGAAGAGGAAGAGGAAGAGGAAGUACCGGUAGAUGAAAACCUGUUCACGGGAGAAGAUCUGGAGGAGCUCGAUGAAGAACUCAACACACUGGCGCUGGAAGACUGAUGAGGAGGGAGCAGGAGGUAGAAGUCAGAUGGACUAAGUGGCAAAGGGAUGGACUGAUGGAUGCAUGGAGCUAAACAUCAAAGAGACCAGACGUUUGAAUGAUUUUAAGUUUCAGAGACUCCAGUAAUAAAGCCUGAUUAUAUCUUGACAUCACUGCCUGUCUCUGCCCUCUCUGUUUUCACCGUACAUCAUUCUGUCCUCUGGGUGUCCAAAUUUCCACAGCAGGGCCAACUCCACGCAUCUCUGCUGAGGAGAACUUGGCUGUGGUUGCGCACUUUUUGCUGCUUGACAAACUUGAUGGCUUACACUGACAUUUGGUAAAUUAGGCUUCAAGUGUUUCUCGACUCUAUCAGUAAAAUAUUGAAUAUAUUGAUUUAAGGGAAGUGUAUCAGAUUUACAAUUAAAGAGCUAUACCUGUUAGACUGUAUUAUUAAACCAGACUUCAGUGGUGAAGAAGUUAUACAAGUGGAAGGUGAACACAACUCACCUGCUCUCAUGCCAAAAAGCUUUAGUUAGGAGAUGCACUUUCAUCAUUCAAGUAGAGAUUGUUUUCCCUUCAACAGAUCCAUUAUUUCAUUUAGCUGAGGUCACAGCUCUGCUGAAAAAAUCACUUAUUUUUAGUAAUUGUUUUUUUGAAGGAAAGGUCCAAACUGAGCUUCUUAAAUGUCAGCUCCCUGAUCUGAGACCAGAUUUGUUCCCAGUGCCAGCCUGGUAUUGUAAAUAAUGUUCUCAUGAGUUGCCUAAAAAUAAAAUAAAAUUACUGUA
Molecule: messenger RNA, 2073 nt
Organism: Neolamprologus brichardi
Lineage: Eukaryota; Metazoa; Chordata; Actinopteri; Cichliformes; Cichlidae
Source: RefSeq, a predicted model, not a curated record